Daldinia loculata is the source of this 735-nucleotide messenger RNA. RefSeq lists its product as uncharacterized. NCBI's taxonomy places the organism in Eukaryota, Fungi, Ascomycota, Sordariomycetes, Xylariales, Hypoxylaceae. Gene Ontology annotation, cellular component: nucleus. Bases 1 to 735 code for a protein of 244 amino acids. The transcript has a single exon. The record is from RefSeq and is a predicted model, not a curated record.
AUGACCUGGUUAUGUGGUAUUUUUGCCUUAUUAAUUGGCCUGGCCGUAUACCAUUUCAACCGGGCAAGAACGCUAUUCGGAAUUCGAAUUGUUUCGACUCGGACUUCCAGCGAUAAUGUGCCAGAAACUAGGCAUAAAUAUGUAGACGACAACGAGAAACUAGCAAGUCUUCUGAGAGAGUCUAAUAAGCAUGUUACAGUCUUCAUUUCUAUUGACGUUCACGCUUGGGAACUGGAUCGUACAAAAAUCACUGACAUCGGGAUGUCAGCGUGGUAUUCUGGUGGGAACGAUGACAAUGUUGUGCUGAGUCGUCAUUGGCAAAUCGAGGAGAACAAAUUGCUCAAGGACCGAUACAUGCUAAAUGACCCUGAUAUCUUCACAUUUGGAAAGACUGAGUUGAUUUCCGAAUCGCAAAUCGCACAAAAAAUAGAUUAUAUAUUCGAGUCUCUAGGGGCUGGUUGUCAAAGAACAGUCAUUGUUGGGCAUGGUAUUCGCUCCACCUUAGACCUCCUUGAAAAAUUUUGGGAACCGCCAGGAUCAGAGGUAAUCAUUCUCGACACACAAAUUAUAUGGCAACUUCAAAACCACCAAUCCAAUAAGGUUACACUCGAAACAGCGCUGAUAUCGGCAUCAGACUUAUCAUAUAACGUACAUUUUCUCCACAAUACCGGAAAUAACGCACGCUUCAUACUGAAUUUACUCCAAGAGCAAGGCGCCAUGUCAAAACGAUUUUAG